UCAAUUUUUGUAAAAUCGAAUUGUUGGAACUGAUGUAUGAAAAUACAUAUUUCGUGAAAAUUUAGACUAGCCGUUAAUAUAAUCCAACUCAAAGAUGCCGGCUGCCGCAGUUGGGAAGCCGGGGAGCAGUCCCACAAAGACGAUGUUCAAUAACAUGACCGGCUUUAGCACGCUGAUCACAGUGACCGUGUUGUCAUUGGCUUGGUUGGCCGGUUUCGCAUCCCGGCUUUUCGCUGUUAUACGUUUCGAGAGCAUUAUUCACGAGUUUGAUCCGUGGUUCAACUACCGGAGUACCGCUUAUAUGGUGGAGCAUGGGUUUUACAACUUCUUGAACUGGUUCGACGAACGAGCAUGGUACCCGCUGGGGCGUAUAGUCGGGGGCACCGUUUACCCUGGACUUAUGAUUACAUCAGGGACUAUACAUUGGGUUCUGCAUGCCUUGAACAUUCCUAUCCAUAUCAGAGAUAUUUGUGUGUUCCUGGCUCCUGUAUUCAGUGGUUUAACAGCCAUAGCAACCUACCUACUGACGUCUGAGCUAUGGUCUCGUGGAGCUGGUCUAUUUGCAGCUUGCUUCAUAGCAAUAAUUCCUGGCUACAGCAGCCGCUCCGUAGCUGGCAGUUAUGACAAUGAGGGCAUAGCCAUCUUUGCUUUGCAAUUCACCUACUAUUUGUGGCUAAAGAGUGUGAAAACUGGAUCAAUUUUCUGGUCUGUCUGUACUGCACUGUCCUACUUUUACAUGGUGUCAGCAUGGGGUGGCUACGUAUUUAUAAUCAACCUGAUCCCCCUGCAUGUAUUUGUGCUGCUUAUCAUGGGCCGGUUCUCUCAAAGAUUGUUUGUCAGCUACACCAUCUUUUACAUCAUCGGACUGCUGUGUUCGAUGCAGAUUCCAUUUGUUGGAUUCCAACCAAUUCGGACUAGUGAGCAUAUGGCUGCUUCUGGUGUGUUUGCCCUAUUAAUGGCAGUGGGUGCCCUUAAAUACAUACACAGCCUGAACCCGAAGGGCCAAUGGAAGAAACUGCUCAUAGUGGGAGGUCUAAUCGCUGCCGGUGUUGUGUUUUUAGUCGUCGUUCUGCUUACUUAUUUGGGAGUCAUUGCGCCAUGGAGUGGACGGUUCUACUCUCUCUGGGAUACGGGGUACGCUAAGAUCCAUAUCCCGAUCAUUGCAUCAGUGUCAGAGCAUCAACCCACGACCUGGUCUUCCUUCUUCUUCGACCUUCACGUCCUUGUCUGUACCUUCCCAGUUGGAUUGUGGUACUGCAUUAAGAAUAUUAACGAUGAGAGGGUUUUUGUGGCCCUUUACGCGCUGAGCGCUGUAUACUUCGCGGGAGUGAUGGUUCGGCUGAUGCUCACAUUGACUCCUGUAGUAUGCGUGUUGGCUGGUAUCGCUUUUUCCAUUCUGCUGGAUCUCGUUUUGAGAGAGGAUGAUGCGACUGUCCCGCUUGUUGAGAGCGAGGAAUCGAAGAAUCUAUUUGACAAAGCCGGAAAAGUAAAGAAGCGCUCCCAUUCUCCCCCGCCGGCUCCGACCGACUCAGGACUCGGUAUGAACGUCCGUUCGGGUACACUAAUCGCCUUCAUGAUACUGCUCAUGCUGUUUUCCGUGCACUGUACCUGGGCCACUUCUAACGCGUAUUCAAGCCCUAGCAUUGUGCUUGCUAGCUAUGGCAGCGAUGGAUCUCGCCGAAUCCUUGAUGAUUUCCGAGAAGCGUAUGGCUGGCUGUCACAAAACACCGCUGAAGAUGCCAGAGUUAUGUCUUGGUGGGAUUAUGGAUAUCAGAUUGCAGGAAUGGGUAAUCGUACAACUUUAGUAGACAAUAAUACUUGGAAUAAUUCCCACAUCGCACUAGUCGGCAAAGCGAUGGCGAGCAACGAAAGUGCAGCAUACGAUAUAAUGACUGCGUUAGAUGUAGAUUAUGUGCUCGUAAUAUUUGGAGGCGCCAUUGGGUAUUCCGGAGAUGAUAUUAACAAGUUUAUUUGGAUGGUGCGAAUUGCUGAGGGGGAACAUCCGAAGGAUAUCCACGAAGCCGACUAUUUUACAGAGAGAGGAGAAUACAGAAUAGAUGCUGAGGGUUCGAAGAUUAUGUUAAAUUGCCUAAUGUACAAAUUAUCCUAUUAUAGAUAUGAUAGCGGAGGGAGUCCAUCGGGGUAUGAUAGGACGCGCGGUGCGUUGCCGGGCAAUCGAGGCUUCAGCUUGACCUACCUCGAGGAAGCAUACACUACCGAGCAUUGGCUCGUUAGAAUAUACAGGGUUAAAAAACCAGAAGAGUUCAACCGUCCUCGUAUACCACUUGCAAAGAGAACGGUACCUUCGAGCAAAUCUUUGUCUAAAAAGAGCGAGUUAGGAGGUGGCUCGACGGUAUAGUACAGUACGCUGAAAAGAAGAAAAGGUUUGUUGAAGAACAAACCUACGAUUGUGAAAGGCAAGAAGGUGACGCGAUUGGAGUGACGACGACAUCCGGCGGCGAUCCGCGCGCGCACCACCCGCGUAAGGCACAUGAGAUGAAUGGUCCAAAAUCAGUGGUAAAAUGUAACAGGGCUCUUUUGAUUAUUCCCACAAACUACCUAUUUUGUUUUUAUACUUUGUUAACAAUUUUAUUCAUGAUUCUGUGUAGAUUUGUAGUUUUGCGUUGUAGUUGUGUAGACCUUAGAAGGGCGUGUGAGGAAAUAACUGUCAACAUAGUAAUAUGAUCUGAACGACGUUAUAUGUGCUCUAAUGAGUGGACCACAGAUCGCACAUGACAACUUAUAUAGUAUUAUCUCAAAAACUGCGUUAUAUUAUAUUUUAUCUCAAA
This is a messenger RNA of Hyposmocoma kahamanoa, 2789 nucleotides long. RefSeq names its product dolichyl-diphosphooligosaccharide--protein glycosyltransferase subunit STT3B (gene Stt3B). Lineage: Eukaryota; Metazoa; Arthropoda; Insecta; Lepidoptera; Cosmopterigidae. Bases 95 to 2359 code for a protein of 754 amino acids. Gene Ontology annotation, biological process: post-translational protein modification. Gene Ontology annotation, cellular component: membrane. The record is from RefSeq and is a predicted model, not a curated record. Gene Ontology annotation, molecular function: dolichyl-diphosphooligosaccharide-protein glycotransferase activity. The transcript is spliced from 15 exons.